AUGGCAGAAAGGUUAACACAGAUCAAAGAUCACAUCGUUUCCGCUGUAUCGCCAUCCAUCACGGAUUCUAGACCGGACGACGUAGUGGUCGUAACAGCAUAUCGCUCAGCAAUCGCCAAGGGGUUCAAAGGAGGGUUCAAAGACGUGAACUCGGAUUACCUGGUGCACCAGUUUCUGCAAGAGUUCUUGGAAAAAGCCCCAGCUGCAGUAAGAGAAAACAAGCAUUUUAUCCAGGAAGUCGCAUGCGGGAACGUGUUGAACCCUGGAGCGGGCGCCACAGAGCACCGUGCAGCGUGUUUGGCCGCAGGCGUGCCCUACACCGCACCUUUUGUUGCCAUCAACAGACAGUGUUCCUCCGGGUUGAUCGCCAUCAAUGACGUGGCCAACAAAAUCAAAGUGGGACAAAUCGACAUGGGACUUGCAAUGGGCGCAGAGUCAAUGUCCAAAAACUACGGUCCGCAAGCGCUCGGUAAUGUGUCCAAGGAAUUGAAACAGGACAAAAACGCCCGCAAAUGCAUGAUCCCUAUGGGGAUCACCAACGAGAACGUAACUCAACAGUUUCACAUUUCCAGAGAAAGCCAAGACGCUUUUGCCGCCGAGUCUUACCGCAAGGCCGAAAAUGCCGUUUCUAACGGUCUUUUCGAAGACGAAAUUUUGCCCAUACGUCUGCCUGACGGAACCGUUAUUUCGGUUGACGAAGGCCCUCGUAAGGGCGUCACGGCCGAUAACCUGAGCCUUUUGAAACCUGCUUUCAAUAAGGAAUCCGGAACCACUACGGCUGGUAACGCCUCGCAAAUUUCUGACGGUGUUGCGGCCGUUCUUCUAACAAGGCGGUCCGUAGCAGAGUCCAUGGAGCUACCAAUCUUGGCUAAAUAUGUCGCGUGCCAAGUGGUUGGGGUUCCACCUGAGAUAAUGGGUGUUGGACCCGCUUACGCCAUUCCUAAAGUUUUGAAAGAUUGCAAAUUGAACGUUCAGGACAUUGAUGUGUUUGAAAUCAACGAGGCCUUUGCAGGACAAGCUCUUUACUGCAUCGACAAGCUCAAGAUUCCUAUGGCGAAAGUGAAUCCAAGGGGUGGAGCUAUUGCGCUGGGGCAUCCGUUGGGUUGCACUGGGGCCAGACAAGUGGCCACCAUUCUAAGGGAAUUGAAAGCUGGCCAGGUCGGCGUGGUCAGCAUGUGCGUGGGAACAGGUAUGGGUGCCGCUGCAGUUUUUGUGAAGGAGUAG
This is a messenger RNA of Lachancea sp. 'fantastica', 1224 nucleotides long. The record is from the annotation of a GenBank genome assembly. Lineage: Eukaryota; Fungi; Ascomycota; Saccharomycetes; Saccharomycetales; Saccharomycetaceae.